This is a messenger RNA of Staurois parvus, 285 nucleotides long. Lineage: Eukaryota; Metazoa; Chordata; Amphibia; Anura; Ranidae. The record is from the annotation of a GenBank genome assembly.
GGUAUCUGUACCCCUCCCUUACUGAUCAGUGUGAUCUAUUGUCCCAACAGCCUUGCUAACACACAUGAUGGCUGAUUGUAGUCUAUAAUCUUAAAUGUUAUUGGCUCCAGGGGCGGACUGACAACUCAUGGGGCCCCCGUGCAAUAGGGGAUCAUGGGGGCCCCUGUGUCCUUGUCCAAACUCAAAAAAGCCUAUGAAAAAGGUACCAGGGGCAUCUCAUGGGGCCCCCUACUGACCCCGGGCCCUCGGGCAGUGCCGAGUUAUCAAAUGGUCAGUCCGCCCCUG